AUGACCAACAACACCGCAGGGGUGGAGUUCUGGCUGCUGGGGUUCCAUAGUGUUCCUGGCUGGCAGACCCUGCUUUUCUUUGUGUUCUUGGUCAUCUACAUCCUAACCAUCACAGGGAACAUUGUCAUCAUCUCGGUGGUAAGGCUGGAACCCCGGCUCCACUCGCCCAUGUACACUUUCCUCCAGAACCUCUCCUUUCUGGAGAUCUGCUACACCAGCACCAUCAUGCCCAAGAUGCUGGCAAACUUACUGGUAGAAGAAGGCCCCCUAAUUUCUGGAUGCAUGGCACAGCUCUAUUGCUAUGUCUUCUUGGGGGCCACUGAGUGCUUCCUCCUGGUGGUGAUGGCUUAUGACAGGUACCUCGCCAUAUGUUACCCAUUACACUACACAGUGGCCAUGAGUGAUACAUCUUGUACCCGCCUGGCCACGGUCUCCUGGGUGACUGGCAUCUUCACCGGGCUCUUACCCUGCUUCCUAAUCUCCAGGCUCCAUUUCUGGGGCUCCAACCAGAUUAAACAUUUCUUCUGUGAUAUCCCUCCAUUGCUCAAGCUCUCCUGCUCAGACACCUCCACUACCGAAGUCAUCAUAUUCAUUCUUUCCCUCCUGGUCCUCGUCAGCUGUCUGCUGCUGACCCUAGUAUCUUACCUCUUCAUCAUUCUCACCAUCCUGAAGAUCCCGUCCUCCUCUGGGAAGAGGAAGACCUUCUCCACCUGUGGCUCACACCUGGCCGUGGUGGCCAUCUACUAUGGCACCAUGAUCUCCAUGUAUGUCCGCCCUACCUCCAGCCUGCCCUCGGAGCUCAAUAAGAUUGUUUCUGUGUGCUACACCAUUAUCACCCCCCUCCUGAACCCCGUCAUCUACAGCCUGAGGAACAAGGACUUCAGGGAUGCUUUAAAGAAAGUAAUCAGCAGGCAGUGCAGUCUGCACAGAGUGUAA
Messenger RNA from Gopherus evgoodei (Goodes thornscrub tortoise), 936 nucleotides. RefSeq names its product olfactory receptor 11L1-like. Gene Ontology annotation, cellular component: membrane. NCBI's taxonomy places the organism in Eukaryota, Metazoa, Chordata, Testudines, Testudinidae. The record is from RefSeq and is a predicted model, not a curated record. Gene Ontology annotation, biological process: G protein-coupled receptor signaling pathway. Gene Ontology annotation, molecular function: G protein-coupled receptor activity; olfactory receptor activity.